CGACGACUUUCAGUUUUUAUUUGUGGCUUCUGUGCCUUCUGUACUAGAUACCUCCAGCGUUAGUCAUUUAUGCCCCUCGGUUUCCUUUUUUAUUCUCUAUUUUUUCAGCCACGUUCGCUUUUCUUGAUUGUUUUCAAUGACGGACGACGGGAAAUCUCACGGGACGCGGAAAAUGAAGCGCGCCUUCUAGGUAUUGUGGGUUUUGUGUUUUUCUGCGUUUUGCGGACUCUGGGUUUCCCACCGCACUUACUACGCGGUUCAAAGGAUGGCGUCUCAGCGACACAUGGGAAGCGGCGAGAAGCCGACACGGCGUUUUUUCUUUACUUUUUCUCUUUUUUUCUGUCAUGGCGGUGGGCGACGGCAGGAUCGCGUGCCGCUGCUCUGGGGCUUCCAGCCUACGGGCUUGCUCCUCCUGUUUCUGUCUUUUCUUGUUCUUGGAUCACAUGUGGUCGACGGCACUAGCGGGCGCAUUUGUCUGUUUCUAAAAGCGUGGCGCGGAAGGGAUGGGCGCUCUGUUUGUCGCUGCCGCUACUGUCGCCGCCGCCGUUGCUUUCUGCACCUCGUUCCUUCCUUGCCUUCUUCCUUCUCGCCCUCGGGAGCAUACCGUUCGGCUGGGUUCUUCAUGGUUCUCGCGAGUGACAUUGCUGAGGAGGUGGGGUUACGACAAAAAAGACGGGACGGGACGGGACGGAAUGGGAUGGGACGGGAACAUGGCGAGGCAAGCAGGCAGGCAGGCAGGCAGGCAGGCAGGCAUGCAUGCAUGCAAGCGCUGCUGGCUGGCUGGCUGGGAGGGUUUUCGGGUGUAAUGAACGGACAAACAAACACGGAAGAAGACACUGGCUGGCUGGCUAGCUGGCAAACAGGCCCCUCGCAUCUCCUCGCUGUCUCUCUUCCUCGCGGAUGGGACGGCUCGGCAUGAUGACUUGGGAUGAGCUGCCCGCGCGUAUACAUGCGUCCGUUUGUACGCAUGCGCGCUGAAUGAAUAUAUUUGUGGUCCAUACUGUUCACUGUUGUUGUGGCGGCUGGCUGAUUGGCUUGGCUGCUGAUUUGGUUGCUUGUGCGAUGUGUGAUGUGUGAUGAGUGAUGAGUGAGUGGAUGCUUUGAGUGCUGCGUCGGUGGUGGGGUGUGUGAUUUGGUGAGCAGGUAGGAGGUAGGGGAUCUGCGGUGUAGGAGUGGUAGAUGGGUGGGUGCGAGAGGGAGAGAGGGAGCUAGUACGUGAGUCGGUAG
Messenger RNA from Aplosporella prunicola CBS 121167, 1227 nucleotides. RefSeq lists its product as uncharacterized. Bases 266 to 919 code for a protein of 217 amino acids. NCBI's taxonomy places the organism in Eukaryota, Fungi, Ascomycota, Dothideomycetes, Botryosphaeriales, Aplosporellaceae. The record is from RefSeq and is a predicted model, not a curated record. The transcript has a single exon.